AUGCCUCGGCAUCUGUUUUCCGCUGCGGCGCUGCUGCUCCUUCUUUGCGUGCUGUUGAUGUGCUGCGGCAACAGUGUCGCGUCUGCCAGUAACCAAGGGGAUGCCGUUGAUCCGUUUGCGGGGACGACGGAGAUCCCUGGUGCUGCGUGGGAGGGCGUUGGGGUCGCUGCUCAAUCGGUCACUUCCCUCCGCGUCCCCAGCCUUGUUGCGGUGGGGGACGAUGUUUUUGCCGUUGCCGAGGCUCACUGCACGAAGCUAAACGGCGAGGCAGGCCCCUUUACUGGAAUUGCGUCGAAGCACCUCAAGAAAUCCGCGGAGGGUGCAAUGGAGAUCUCGGCGGCAGACACAAGUCUCCUUUACGCACAACUUGUGGAGGGAAGUGAGGCGGCUGAGAAGAAGGCAACGGAGAUCAUGCGGCCAACAACACUUGUGAGUGGCAGAGAUGUCUACAUGCUGCUGGGAAACUACAGCCGUGCACAGUCUGCAAGUCAAGUUUCCGGCAAAACUGGCUGGAAUCUUUUGCUGGUGAAGGGAACUGUGACUGACGAGGAUGAAACGAAGAAAAUCGAAUGGAGUAACCCCAUGCGGUGCAGCCUGAAUCCGUGGGAAGCCUUGCCUCCCUGA
Trypanosoma conorhini is the source of this 624-nucleotide messenger RNA. RefSeq names its product trans-sialidase. The coding region runs from base 1 to 624 and encodes 207 amino acids. The record is from RefSeq and is a predicted model, not a curated record. The transcript has a single exon. NCBI's taxonomy places the organism in Eukaryota, Euglenozoa, Kinetoplastea, Trypanosomatida, Trypanosomatidae.